Molecule: messenger RNA, 3252 nt
Organism: Colletotrichum abscissum
Lineage: Eukaryota; Fungi; Ascomycota; Sordariomycetes; Glomerellales; Glomerellaceae
Product: glycosyl hydrolase family 31
Exons: 4
Coding region: 1-3252 (1083 amino acids)
Biological process (GO): carbohydrate metabolic process
Molecular function (GO): carbohydrate binding; hydrolase activity, hydrolyzing O-glycosyl compounds
Source: RefSeq, a predicted model, not a curated record
AUGACGCUCAUUAACUGGAAGGACUGGGGAGGAUGGAGGGGUAUAAGAACGGCGGCGAACGCCUUUGUCUCGACGACUACACUUUGUUGGAUCGCCGCCUUCCUCAUCUUCUCUCAGUGUCUCUGGAUGCUCUACACCCGCCGCUCAAAGCAAUACCCGAGCGAGAAAGGAGAGAAACGACACGACACACAGCGCAACAACGGCAACAUGUUCACCCGCGUGCCCUUUCUCCUGUCGGCAGUCGCCAUCAUGGCGCUCUGCGCGAUGGCGAGGGUCGCGGAAUUCGGGAAGCCGUUUGCACGGCAGUACCUGGCCUCUACCACGAUCAGUAGCGGCCACUCGCAGUUCACCGUCCCCGCGUCGGCAGACGAGGGAGCGCACCUCAUUCCCAACGUUGAGGACUCGGAGGCCAAGGACCCGCAGAGCGUAUGCCCGGGAUACACGGCCUCCAACGUCCAGACGACAUCACACGGAUUCACCGCCAACCUCGACCUCGCCGGCUCAGCUUGCAAUUUGUACGGGAACGACGUCGAGGCUUUGACACUCGUUGUCGACUACCUCGCAACGGACCGUCUUCACGUACAGGUGCUGCCGCGGUACCUGGGUGCUGAGAACAACACUUGGUUCAUUCUUCCUGAAGAGUUCGUCCCGAAACCCGCUGCAGACGGGAAGGCGAGCUCUGAUGGCUCAGACAGCGAUUUGGAGUUCAAGUGGGCAAACGAGCCCACUUUCGGCUUCAACGUGUCCAGGAAGAGUACUGGAGAUGUUUUGUUCACGACCACAGGAACUAAGCUUGUAUUUGAAGAUCAAUUCUUCGAGUUUGCUUCGCCGCUUCCUGAGAAUUACAACCUGUAUGGACUUGGUGAAGCUAUCCAUGGCUUCAAGCUGAACAACAAUCUGACUCGCACACUCUACGCGGCUGAUGCCGGUGACCCAAUCGAUGGAAACAUCUAUGGCUCUCACCCGGUCUAUCUCGAUACCCGCUACUACCAAGUCGAUGCCGAUACCAAGUCGGCCGUCUACGUCGCCAAUGCCACGGACAAGAAUGCCGACUACAAAUCCUACACCCACGGGGUUUUCCUCCGUAACGCUCACGCCCAGGAAAUCUUGCUUCGGGAGUCGAACAUCACCUGGAGAGGCCUGGGUGGCACCAUUGACCUCUACUUCUACGCUGGACCGACUGCUGACGCCGUGAUGAAGUCCUACCAGAAGACCACCGUCGGCUUGCCUGCCAUGCAGCAGUACUGGACUUUCGGCUUCCACCAGUGCAGAUGGGGCUAUACCAGCUGGGACAACCUGCAGGAGAUUGCAGAUGACUUUGCCAAGUUUGAGAUUCCUCUGGAAACUCUCUGGGCCGAUAUUGACUACAUGAACCAAUACCGCGACUUCGAAGACGACCAAAACUCCUGGGGCUACGAAGACGCUGCCCGUGUCCUCGGUAACCUGCACAAGAACGGCCAACACUUUGUCCCCAUCGUCGAUUCCGCCAUCUACGCCCCCAACCCAGAAAAUGCCAGCGACGCCUACCCAACAUACGACCGCGGCGUCGAAGCCGACGCCUUCAUGCUCAACCCAGACGGAUCUCUCUACGUCGGCGCUGUCUGGCCCGGCUACACCGUCUUCCCAGACUGGGUCGGCGCCGUCUUUGGCCGCAGUAAGACGUUUGAGUGGUGGACCACCGAAAUGGUGACCUGGUUCCAAAAGGUCGCCUUUGAUGGCAUCUGGAUCGACAUGUCCGAAGUCUCCUCCUUCUGCGUCGGAAGCUGCGGCAGUGGGAACCUCACCCUCAAUCCCGUCCACCCUCCCUUCUCGCUCCCCGGCGAACCGGGCAACGAAGUCCUCCAGUACCCCGAAGGCUUCAACAAGACCAACGGCACCGAGGCCGCCUCCGUCUCCGCCCUCUCUGCCUCACUGGCAGCCGCCCAAUCCACCUCCUCAACCGCAGCAACCGCAGCAUCUGCCACUCCCACAACGACAUCAACAACCUCAUACCUCCGCACCAAGCCCACGCCAGGCGUCCGCAACGUGAACCACCCCCCCUACGUAAUCGACAACAUCCAAGGCGACCUCGCCGUCCACGCCGUCUCCCCCAACGCAACCCACCAUGGCGGCACCCAAGAAUACGACUUCCACAAUCUCUUCGGCCACCAGAUCCUCAACGCCACCUAUAACGCCCUCCUCUCCGUCUUCCCCGGCAAACGCCCCUUCAUCAUCGGCCGCUCCACCUUCGCCGGCUCCGGCAAAUGGGCCGGCCACUGGGGCGGCGACAACGCCUCCCUCUGGGCCUACAUGUUCUUCUCCAUCCCGCAGGCCCUGUCCUUCAGCAUCUUCGGCGUGCCCAUGUUCGGCGUCGACACGUGCGGCUUCAACGGCAACACCGACAUGGAGCUCUGCGCCCGCUGGAUGCAGCUCAGCGCCUUCUUCCCCUUUUACCGCAACCACAACGUCCUCGCCGCCAUCCCGCAGGAGCCCUACCGCUGGUCCGCCGUCGCCGAGGCCUCGCGCUCCGCCAUGGCCAUCCGCUACGCGCUGCUGCCGUACAUGUACACGGCCUUCUACAAGGCGCACACCCUCGGCGACACCGUCAUGCGCGCGCUGGCGUGGGAGUUCUCCGACGAGCCCUGGCUCGCGGGCGCGGAUCGGCAGUUCCUUCUCGGCCCGGCGGUCAUGGUCACCCCCUGCCUCGAGCAAGGCGCCAGCACCGUCGGCGGUGUAUUCCCCGGCGUCGGUAAGGGCACCGUUUGGUAUGACUGGUAUAACCAGUCCGCCGUCACCGGCGUCUCACCCGGACAGAACGUGACGAUCGAUGCGCCCCUGGGUCAUAUUCCGGUCUACCUCCGUGGCGGAUACGUUAUCCCGACGCAAGAGCCCGCCUUGACGACAACUGAGAGCCGGGCGAACCCUUGGGGUCUACUGGUUGCGCUGGACGGCGAGGGUGCUGCUGCGGGUAGCCUCUAUGUUGACGACGGCGAGAGCUUGGAGCAAGAGGCUACUCUGACUGUAGAGCUCUCCUCUUCCGACAAGUCGCUCAAGGCCACUCCAUCUGGCGACUUCAAGGACUCGAACCCGCUCGGAAACGUCACCGUUCUGGGAGUCCAGAGCGACGUUUCUUCGGUAUCUCUUAAUGGAAAGGCCCUGGACGGAGCGAAUUGGUCCUUUGACUCGUCUUCUCGCGUUCUCCACGUCACUGGUCUGCAGUCUUUCACAUCUGCUGGUGCAUGGUCAUCUUCGUGGGAGCUUACUUGGUCCUAG